Volvox carteri f. nagariensis is the source of this 1186-nucleotide messenger RNA. RefSeq lists its product as uncharacterized. The record is from RefSeq and is a predicted model, not a curated record. Lineage: Eukaryota; Viridiplantae; Chlorophyta; Chlorophyceae; Chlamydomonadales; Volvocaceae. The transcript has 3 exons. Bases 731 to 1186 code for a protein of 151 amino acids.
UCGUCAUACUGAAGAAACUGGUGGUGUCUGGGUUGUCAGGGGUUCGUUGUUCUUGUUAACCGUUGGUCGUUGUCCGUUGUGCAGCAGGUACGUGAGCGAGCGAGCGAGCGGAUAAUAACUGCAGCGCGCUAGCAACUUACUCCUGGGUUGUGACCAGAAACUGAAACAAGCUUAGGCCUAUUUUUGUACGUGCAAGGGUUACAAUGCUAAGUUGGUGCAGAACUUGCUCGGCCCAAGGAAUAUGAAAUUGAGUUAUCAGGCCAGUGCGUUUCUCCGCGAUAUUGAGCGUGUUGUUGCAUGAUUGCCUUGAAAUUGUUUUUUUGGGGGAAUGUGCCAGAUGGCUCUUAUCUUCGUUUUCUGGGAUUGAAGUGAUACCCGGAAGUAGAGGAGGUUGCUUGUUCUUGCGACUUGGUGGUGGAGAAUGGUGAAGCACGGUAAAGGGAUUAAGCGGUCGUUAGGAAGGGCAAAAGUUCCGCGCGCGAUGCGAUGCAGGUUGGAGAGAUAUUGAUAAGGAUUUUUCGUUGUGCCAGUCAGCGUUUUACGCGCGUUAGCUGGAGGAAACCACGGCGUAGACUUUCCUAAGCAGCAGUCACAGAUGAGGAGCAGAGGAGAGGCAGCAGGAUCCGGAUCAGAUCUGGUUAUGAAAAAUAACACAUAUGAAAUAUAACAGCUGUUGGUGCAGGUCUGAUGUUGAUGAGGUACAUAGGCCGACGUGGUUUAAGAUGAGCAGAUGAAGAUUAGUUUGAAGCGAGGUAGCGGCACAACGCGGAGAAGGUUCGGAACCCAUUUCGCGGUUUGGCCGGACAAGUACUUGCCGAAGCAGCAUGAAAAGAACGACAACGUAAUUCGCUUCUUCGCACUUAAUGUUGAGGACGAGUCUCAGUGCAUGAAGGGUGACUUCGAAUUCAGUGUUAAAAACCGCACCGCCACCAGAGACGCAGUCGGCUGGGACGUCGGAUAUUUCGCACGGGACCAACACAUAACGUUGAAGCCCGGUCCCUUCCUGGAGUUUGUACGGCACGUCGGCACGCUGGUGCUCGAUGUACAUAAGUAUACGGUCUUGCGUGAUCGCUCCAAGCUGCACGGCUAUGUGGUACCUGAGGGUCUCAUGUAUGGGCCAUUGGGCAUUGCGAAGCUCGACGAAUAUCGCGCAUUGGAAAAACCGCGUGUCGUUCCCUUCUCCUAA